Actinia tenebrosa (Australian red waratah sea anemone) is the source of this 8080-nucleotide messenger RNA. RefSeq lists its product as uncharacterized. NCBI's taxonomy places the organism in Eukaryota, Metazoa, Cnidaria, Anthozoa, Actiniaria, Actiniidae. The record is from RefSeq and is a predicted model, not a curated record. Gene Ontology annotation, molecular function: RNA binding.
CAAUAUCUAACUCUAGUUUAAUUGCAUUUUAUAGGAAUUUAAAAAAACGCUUUUGCAAGGCCACAAUGCAGAUGAUAUAAAAUUUGAGAAAAAUGCAGUUACGAUAUUAUUCAGCAAUGCAGAACAAGCAGAAACUGCAAUUAAAGCUCUUAACAACAGAAUAUUCAAUGGUCAUGCCAUCAAGGCUGAAUUUGUCCAACCAGAUAGUUUGCUAUUUGUUGGAAAUCUACCAUUUGACUUUAGCGAAGAACAAUUUGAGGUACUUAUGAAGCAGUAUGGUUCAAUUGAGAGGAUAUUUCUUGUGAGAAGUGAAGUCACUGGUGAAAGCAAGGGAUAUGGUUUUGUAGAAUAUUCCAACAAAGAGUUGGCAGCACAGGCAAAGCAGAGUUUAAUGAAUACGGGAUCAAAGUAUAUUGGUGGUCGUAUAUUGAGAGUUGACUUUGCAGAGCCUAAUCUAACUACCUGUACAUAUGAGGGCUUGCAUUCCAAGACUCUUUUUAUCGAUAAACUUCCAAGAGAUUUCACUAAUGGAGAAGUACUCCAAGAAAUAUUUAGCAGAACAGGGACUGUAACUUUUGCUCAGGUUGCAGUGAAUCACCAAACAGGGGCAUCAAGAGGGUUUGCUUUUGUGGACUAUGCGACUAGUAUUGAUGCUGAGAGAGGACUAAAAGCUCACAAUGGAGCUCAAAUAGAAGGAUCUAAUAUACGAGUUGCUUAUGGCACUCCUGGAAGGACAGGAGCUAGUAUUCUAGGUCUUCAACCCACAAACAAUGUUUCACAGGUUGUGAAUCAAAUACCUUUAAUACAAGCUGGACCAGCUGACAUUAGAGCAAUGGUACCUCAGUGGUCAGCUCAACCCAUGCCACCAUCAAUGCCACACCCAUUAAUGGCAAGACCUCUGAUGGUCCACAGUCCACAUAUUCAGAAUAUUGAAGUAAGAGGACCUGCAGCUAGGUUUCCAGUACCUUUGAUUUCACAAAGGUCUCCAGCACAGCAGGUGUGCAGUCAAAGAGCAGAAAUGAUUGUAAGGCCAUUGAUAAGAGAAGCUGGUGCAAGAAUGGGAAGUCCACCCCAAAGACCUCUUAUAGGAGGUCAUCUAGUCAGAGGACCACGCCCACUUAUGGCUGACAUCCCACUUAGAGGACCAGGUCCAAGGCAAGGAGGACCAAGGGGGUUUUGUCCUAGAGGAAUGGCUGCCACUGCUGAUCCAAGAUGUGCUGUCUUUAGAAAUGGUCCAGCAAGACCAUUAAUGGACUCGAAUAGCAAUGGCAAUGUUUUUGCACAACAACCCCCUGAGGAGAGAGUAGCAAACCAGGCAUUUGUACCCCAAAUGGAACAGCCACAGCCAGGAAGCAUGGGUAUACGACCAGUUAACCAAUCACAACCUCAACGACAACAACUCCAAGCACUAAUGCAGUCCCAGGUACAACCACAACCACUAAUACAACAACAGCAGCAACAGUGGCUAAUGUCACCACAAAAUAACCCACAGCAGUCCCAGCAGAUGCAGCAAGCACCUCCACAGCCAUUGCUACAAGAUUUCAGACCUGCAGAAGCUCAGGGACCACCAGUUAUAGCCCCACAACCUUUACUUGGACAACCAAUUGGAGGCCCCAGUGGACAGAUGGAUAGACCUGUAGUUCAUGGUGUGGAAGCUAGUUUUGAUAGACAUGGUCAGGGUCAGCAGGCAGCACCACCUGGACCAAUGGGUUUAGUGGGACCAGGGAAUGGUCAAUGGUCUGAGCACCAGAUGUCUAAACCAGGUAGUGGACCAGUACCACAACAAGGUCUUCACCAGUCUCCAGCUAAAACAUUCAUACCCCAACCAGUGCCAGAACAAAUGCUGCCAGGUUUUCCAGCUGGAUCAACUUCUUUGACUGCAGUAACAAAUCAGAAUCAAUCAGGUGGAUGGCAAACAUCACAAGUCACCAAUGGCACCCAAAGUAUUCCUUCCCAAACACCAGGUGGUCAAGCAGUUCCACUUCAGUAUGGUCUCCCCCCUUCACAACCAAUGGCACCUCCUCAGCCUUUAAUGCAACAACUUGACCAAACACAACCCCAUUUAACAUCACCUCAGUUAUCUGUUGCCCAAGGACAAGCUGUUGGACCAACUCAACAGGACCCUAAUAUUCAGUAUCAUAAUUAUGGCUUCCAGCAACAGGGUCCUUUAGUAGAACAAGUUGGAAUGCCAUUCACGGCUGAUCAUGUACAACCACCACCACCACCGCAACAACAACAACCAGUAGGACAUGCACCUCAAUCACAGGAAAUUCCACAGGUUGUACAGCUAAUGCAAAAACCAAUUCAACAACCUUUCCACCAUCAUCAGCUGCCAGGCUAUCCUAAUCAACAGGGACAAGUGGUUCAGCCUUCACAACAAAUGUUCCAACAGGGUCCCAUGGUAGCAGCUGCAGAGACAAAAUGGGUGCAAACUGCAGCGAAUGUACUACAGCCAACACCCAUGAUGUCUUUGCAAGGUUUCCAAGUACCUUCAGGAGAACAGGAACAACAAAUCUGUGAUACCUCAGCACAGCAAUGGAGACCAGUUCAGCAACCCACAAUACAAUCACAACCUGGUCCUGGUCCUGGUCCUGGCCAGCUUCAACAGGAACAACACCAAAUGUUCAAUCCAACACAACAGUUCCGCACACUUGAUCACAGCUAUCAACAGCAGCAGCUUCAAAUGCCUUCAAAUACAUCAACUCCUUCACCAAUACCACAACAUUCAGCUGCGCCAGUUAUGUACAGUACUCAGGCAUCUUCAAAUGAUCCCAACCAGCAUGGUCAGAAGAGAGCUAAUCCUGAUCAACAGCUAACUGAUCAGUCAUAUCUGAAUCAACCUCAACCAUUGAUGCAAGGAAUGGGAGAAUUCUAUGAAGCCAACAAGCGUCCUAGAUUUUGAACUUCAAGUCUAGUCCAUCCAGUUGUUAAUGCAGGAAACUUUAUCCAUGAGGUCAGUACCAGCUCAUUAACAAAAGUCUGCUUCUUUACAAGUGAACUUGGUAUUGGCAUUGCACAUGCAGAACUAAAAGCAAAAGGGUUUGUAGACUGGUUUGCUUCUUAUAAUUAUUAUCCUCUAACCUAUGUCAUUAUAUUAUUUUAAAUUGUUAUUAUUACACUGUUUUAUGAUAUAAUCAUGUAUUUGGAUUCAUGUCUAGCUUUUCUAGGCAUUCUUAGUUUAAAAAGCAAAGUGUAAGUGUGCUGCAUGUUUUAAAAAUUAAAAUAUUAUUUUGCCAUAUAAUAUUAUUCAUAAUGUUGAAGUAAGUCUUUACAGGAAUUGAAAAAUGACGGUUGAUGAAUUCUACAAAAUAAUGUUUUUGAAGAUGAUACUAAGGUUUAUUUUUGAUAAUUCUGUACAGUCUUCUUCAAUAAUUGUGUCAAAAUUUAACUAUAAACAUAUUAAAAGAAUACUUAUUAAAGAUAAUUUCCUUUGCCAUUUAAUAGGAACCGAAUUUUCUUGCGAUUUCAAAUGUCUUGAGCAAGUAUAAGGUUUUAUGUUUCAUUAAGCAUUUUGUUUAAGAAACGUUUCUAAUGGGGCUUGAUGACCCUCAAUGUACGAAACGGUCAUCACUUUUUGUUCGAGACAUGAUAUUUUAAGGAAAUGUGGUUACUAUUAAAAAUGAAAAGAAUAUGUUGAUCAGAAGUAAUUAUUUAAUGCAAAUAUGUUUUACUAUAUAAUGGACCUUGUUCAUGCAACAGCCACAUACUGUACUGGAAUAACAAAUUUCUGGCCAGUAGUCAGUUUGGAAAUAAAAAGUGUCAACAUGACAUCGAUUGGAACACCAAACAAAAGCAUUUUUUCACAUAGGAACAACGCGUAUGUGGCCACCUAUUGACUGUGGUCCAUGGUGAACAGGUCUUGUACUAUUAAACCCCUCCUUUAAUGUUAUGAUCCAUACAGUAAUUUAACCCAUGUCCCUUGUACAAAUCAGCAGUUUCUUCCUUAUCCUGGCCUACAGUGCUUCCCUUUUAUAAUAAUGGCUACCUCAUGUGGGAAAACAUGGAAUGAUUUUUUCAGUUUGACUUUAAAUCAUAGCAUGUCAGCUCAUCAUUUCUUUGGUUUUUGUUACUAUUCUUUUGUUAGAAGAAAAUUGUACUUUGGCAUGAAUUAUGACAGUUGAAAGUCUCUUAUUUGCAGAAAAUUCAAGAUGAGGUGAAAAGCAGGCAAACUGAAAAUGUCAUCUUGCUUACCCUUGAAUAUCAUGAAUACCCAGUGUGCUAUUGUCCUGGCUUAGUACAUCUAUUCACAACUUAAAGAACCCCAUAGCUCAUCAUAAAUAUGUGCACUGAUUGGCUAGAGAUGACUUACGUAAGGGGUAUUUCACAUGGUAGCCCAUGUUAAAUUUUGGAUUAAAUCAUAAUUCUUGUUCAUUCUUUCCCCUAAAAGCACCAAAUAAACAUGAAGCCUGUUUUUAAAAGAACAAAAAAAACACAACAAUACGACACGUUCCCGAAAAUUAGAUUAAAAUUGAGGAAAUUUGAAAAGCUGAAUCGCAUAAAAAUACAGGGAGCCCGUGUUAAUAUUUUUGUCUUGUAAAUCAUAAAAUACACAAUCAUAUAAAUGGGUCUUUUUUCAAUCUUUUGGCUUGGGAUUUAAGUAAAAUUCAUUGUUUGAGUUGAGAAUUCCACAGAAUUUCAUUUGGAUAACAUUGUUGCUCAAAUCACUUCUGGAUUCAUUAUAUCAGUUUUCUCGUGAAAUUCAAUAUGAAAUUCGCUAGCUUGUCGUAUUUAUAGUAUUCAUAAUAAUUGGCUUGCGCUGUUUAGUAGUACGCCACAGUUUUGAUUUUUGAAACCCUUAUUCCCAGGGUAAAGGCAAUGAACAUGUGAAAAUGGACCAUUCUCUAAGGGGUAGAAUGCCAAGUUUAUAUCCUAGUACCUGGAGGAAGGGGCAGAGGGGGAGUUUAUGUAAGAACACAAUGCCUUUAUAUUACUAUAUUACAGAAUAAAUGCUUCUUGCUUGAAUGGAUGAUAAUCAUGAUAAUAUGUUAAGCAAUAAUUCCCCUUGAUCUAGCAUGGCAAAGAAAAGUCAUUCCACAAACACAUCACAUUUCAUUUAUUUUGAGAAAUGUUCUUGUUUAGAGUGGUUUUUCCUAUUAGCCUGUGAAAUACUUAUUUCCAUUUUACUAUUACGCAAUUGACAAGUAUUUUUUUAUUUCAGGGAUAAAACCACUCUAAAUAAUGAAUAAGGUCUCUUAGAGCUUGAAAUGCGUUGAUGGAAAUGUUUAUAUUUAGUAAACACUCAAAGACUUUUUAAUUAAUACGACCGCCAUAUUGAGUUCAAGACAUUGGAUGCCUAUGGGGCAACUACAUAACUUUAUUUUUUUAUAUAACUUUUGCUUUUCAAUAAGAAGCACAUCAAAAAAUUGAUUAAAUUUGCCGAUAGUUGGAAUGAUAUGCGGAACAGCAACACUUCAAAUUAUUCUAAAACGUAAUCUGGCCACUCUGCUUUAUAAAUGUUUUACGUUUGCCCUCUUGGCAUCCCAUAAUUCAUGAUGGCCGCCGUAUUAGUAAAAAGGUUAAUUGCAAAAUAUGAUGUGGGGUUCAAAACAUACAUCAUAGAGUACAAUAUUCAAUUUCUAAACAUUCCACAUGUUUAAUCACUAGAUACAUCUUAUUAACGUACCAUUUCGGUCUUUAUGCUGUUCGUUUGAACCUGACAAUCUGAGUGUAUAUGUGCACAUGAAGUUUAAACAAUGCCUGUGGUUUUUUUUUUACUUUUUAGGCAAUGUAUUAGAGGAUAGAUGGUAAUAAAGGCACUAUUAAACAGGUCUCUGCAAACACAACAUUUCAAAUACAACUAUUAAAGUGCUUUCUUACAACAAGCAGUAUUUGUAUUAAUUGUUUUGUCAUGUUCUCAAAGAAACGCCGUUUAUUUGUUACGUUUUGUUUGCAUUGACCUUUCAAGUAACUUUUAUUAGUAAAUCAGAGUCAUUUACACAUAAUUAUGAUCCUUAUGAUUAGUUAGCUUGAUUAGCUGUUUUAAUAUACAUUUGCUAUGCGAAGUCAGCAGGAUCUACACCCAGCCACACCCAGCCCGCACUGCGUGUUCCCUGGCCACUCCCCAAAUCUUACACCAGAUGUCACCUUAUUCCGUAUUUAUAUGGUACAAACUAUAUUCCCAUUGUUCCCAUUCCAUCAAAUAUUUUAAAAAAGAUUGUUAGCAUUGGCUUUAUGCCUAAAAACUGAUCACCCAGUUUCAAGCAGAAUAUUUGGUGUUCGAUCCCGCAUUGUUUCAUGUCAACUCCUCAUACACCGAAUCAAAUGGCGACCAAUUUGAAUAACUAUUGCUCUGGACUGGCUAGCCUCAUACACGUGUAAGCGCUCUUAUGUUUCUAGUCAGUCAGGCUAGUCAGUCGCUAGUUAGUCCAUAACAAUAGUUGUUCACAUUGGUUGACAUAUUUCGAUUGGUGGAAACCUAAAACCAUCUCAAGCAAAAGAAAAUUUUUGUUUUAGUUUAAAGAGGAAUAUGAACCAAUCUUUUAUUUAUGUCACAUUUCCUACCAAUAACUCUCCUAUUUCAUUCACGACUUCGUGGAGGGGGAUGGCUCUUAUAGAAAAAGGUUGUAAUGGGACAGCACUGCUUUCUAGGCACCAAUCGAUUAAGUAUGCAGCCUGCAGCCUAACUCUCGUGGUUAAAUAAUCUGAAGAUAAAAGGCAAACAGCGCAGCACGAUUGGAUGUGUAUCCCAAACUGAUAUUGUGCUCUUUGAAUUGUUUCACUGAUGAGACAUGAUCAGACAUGUACUCUUCAUUAUAUGUAACCGCACUGCUUUUAUCAAUCUUACCGAUAUCCUUACUUUGAUACUUACCCGGCUUGCUCAUGGUUUUAUAUAUAUAUAUUCCUACACGCACUUUGCAUAGAGACCGCAUGAAAGGCCUUAUUUUGUCGGACUCCUUCCCUUAUCGAUGGUAAAGUGUCUGGUAAUAGCAAAAGGGCUUUCAGGGCUGCUAACGCAAUUAUCUUUUCAGGUAGAAGCCUCGCGGCUAUAAGCCCACUAGUCUGCUAAAUCAAAUAUCAGUCCUUACAGUUACGAGAUACGCGCCCUUCCCCGUUUAUAAGCCCACCUUGGGAUUCCUUUUGUUCAUUUCAUUAGUAUGAAAGAUGAACUGGGAAGUCAAUGGAAAUAAAUUUUUAUCGAAACAUAAGCUCCCCCGAAUAUAAGCCCUCCAGCCAACCAAAAACCAUUACGAAUGAGUGUAAUCCCAGGGCUUAUAACCGGGAUUUCACGUUAUCUUACUUCAAUGUCCCCAGGGAAUUGCUUUCAGUGACUUGAGCUCCCCAUAGAAGCUUUGCACCAUCACGUUAUUGCAGCCAUGACAUGAGGCAGAAACAAUUGAAAAUUAUCUAAUCUUAUUGAUAUGAAAAAUAAUUAAGUUUCCCAGAGGAAAAAGACUAUUGUUGUGCCUCCUGUCAUGGCUGCUGUCACGUACCAGUGCAAAGCCUCUAUUGCCAUAUACCACGCUUAGUCAAACACAACUAGUUCCAAUGAAGCCAUCUACUUUGCAUUUAUGUAAUCAUUAAUGUCAAAUAGGUAUACACCCCUUGCACGAAGUCCCGAGAGGCGGAAUUGUUUCUUGGGGAAAAAAUAAUGGAAGUUUUUUUUGCACGAGAAAAACGGCCUAUUGUUUUGUCCCCCAGAACAAUUCCUCUAGGUGAUCAAUGCUAUUUGAAAAAAGGUUGGUAAAGGUUUUUAAGUCACAUGUAAAUAUGAAUGUCACGGUGCGGAAACGCCAGUGCAGUAAAGGUUUAGGAAAAUGCCGAAAUUUGUGAACUUUUUGUAUUCACAUCGAUCACGGCUUAGUGCAGUUCAGGCCUAGUGUGCAACAAAACCGUCACCAACCUCUAUUUCAGCUGCAGAUUGAUUAUUGUUAUUUGCGCGCUUCAAUUGCCGAAAUCCAGUACAGACUUUCACCAGCCCCUGUUCAGCCAUCCUCUUAAAUCCCCCAUCCUCUAAUAAGCUCCCAUCUUCUAAUAAGCCCCCACCCCUAAAGAACGUUGUAGUCCUUCUCCUCUUGGUGGCCUUUGAUAGUCAUUUCACCUGUAUAGAUUAUGAAUAAUAAAAAAAUUAUGAAUGUUCAAA